This is a messenger RNA of Ctenopharyngodon idella (grass carp), 7115 nucleotides long. RefSeq names its product glucan (1,4-alpha-), branching enzyme 1b (gene gbe1b). Gene Ontology annotation, biological process: glycogen biosynthetic process. NCBI's taxonomy places the organism in Eukaryota, Metazoa, Chordata, Actinopteri, Cypriniformes, Xenocyprididae. Bases 133 to 2136 code for a protein of 667 amino acids. The transcript is spliced from 15 exons. The record is from RefSeq and is a predicted model, not a curated record. Gene Ontology annotation, cellular component: cytoplasm. Gene Ontology annotation, molecular function: hydrolase activity, hydrolyzing O-glycosyl compounds; 1,4-alpha-glucan branching enzyme activity; cation binding.
UGACUGUGUCUCAAAUGACAGUGCAACACAAACCGCUACUCAUUUCUCCCUAGUGAAAGCAGCAAUCUCACGCUUUAAACAAACGAGGGAGUCGGUGCUCGAUUGCUCUGGUCUCAGUGGUCUGGCGCGAACAUGGCAGAUUCAGAGGAUAAUGUUACAAUUCCUCAAUUGAACUCUCUUCUGCAAAUGGAUCCUUACCUCAAACCCUUUGAAAAGGACUUCCAGAGGAGGUAUGGGCUGUUUGAGAAGCAGCUCGCACUCCUUGAGGAGGCCGAAGGAGGCUUUGAUCAGUUCACACGCAGCUAUAAUAGUUACGGAGUACAGCGGAUGCCAGACAACAGCCUUGUCUUUAAGGAGUGGGCCCCGGCCGCCGAGGCUCUGUUCCUCACUGGAGACUUCAAUGACUGGAAUAAUUUUUCACAUCCCUACACUAAAAAGGAGUUUGGCAAAUGGGAGCUGCACAUGCCCCCAAAAGAGGACAAAACACCUGCUGUCACUCAUAACUCCAAGCUGAAGGUGGUUGUUCACACCAGAGCAGGUGAGCGGCUCUACCGAAUCUCACCUUGGGCAAAGUAUGUGACCCAGCAUGAGAAGUCCGUCAUCUAUGAUUGGGUACACUGGGACCCUCCUCAACCUUACAUUCACAAGCAUCCUCGUCCACAGAAGCCCAGGAGCUUGCGGAUAUACGAGUCCCACGUUGGCAUUGCUUCUCCUGAGGGCAAAGUGGCAUCCUACAGCAACUUCACACACAACGUGCUGCCCAGGAUCAAAGAUCUUGGUUAUAACUGUAUUCAGCUGAUGGCGAUCAUGGAACAUGCCUACUAUGCUAGCUUCGGUUACCAGGUCACGAGUUUCUUCGCAGCAUCAAGUCGUUACGGCACCCCAGAGGAACUCAAGGAGCUGAUUGACGUGGCUCACUCUCUGGGUAUCGUUGUCCUGCUUGAUGUGGUGCACAGCCAUGCAUCCAAGAACACAGAGGACGGGCUGAACCGCUUUGACGGCUCUGACUCCUGUUUCUUCCACAGUGGGCCCCGUGGAGUACACAGCCUCUGGGACAGCAGACUCUUCAACUACUCUAGCUGGGAGGUCUUGCGUUUUCUCCUGUCAAACCUGCGCUGGUGGAUGGAGGAGUACAGAUUUGAUGGAUUCCGGUUCGAUGGAGUCACAUCUAUGCUCUACCAUCAUCAUGGGAUUGGAUCAGGAUUUUCUGGGAAUUAUUCUGAAUACUUUGGACUCCAAGUAGAUGAGGAAUCUCUUGUGUACCUCAUGUUGGCAAACCAUAUUUUGCACACCCUCAAUCAAGACUGCAUCACUAUUGCAGAGGAUGUGUCCGGUAUGCCCACCAUUUGCCGUCCAAUCCAAGAAGGAGGUCUCGGUUUUGACUAUCGCCUGGCUAUGGCCAUUCCAGACAAAUGGAUUCAAAUCAUUAAAGAAUUCAAGGACGAAGAGUGGAACAUGGGAAACAUUGUGCACACGAUGACCAACAGGCGAUACGGCGAGAAAUGCAUCGCUUACGCCGAGAGCCACGACCAGGCCCUGGUGGGAGACAAAACGCUGGCCUUCUGGCUGAUGGACAAGGAUAUGUACACCAACAUGAGCGCUUUGAUUCCAAUGAACUCCGUUAUUGAUCGGGGCAUCCAGCUCCACAAGAUGAUCCGACUGCUUACCCAUGGCCUGGGAGGGGAGGGAUACCUGAACUUCAUGGGCAAUGAGUUUGGCCAUCCAGAAUGGCUGGAUUUUCCUCGAAUCGGCAACAAUGAGAGUUAUCAUUACGCCCGCCGGCAGUUCAACCUUGUGGACAUGAAGCACCUGCGUUACCAGCAGCUGUACGCUUUCGACAGAGACAUGAACCGCACGGAGGACAAGUACGGCUGGCUGGCUGCUCCCCCGGCUUACGUCAGCGCCAAGCACGAGGGAGACAAGGUGAUCGUCUUUGAGAGGGCUAACGUCAUCUUCAUCUUCAACUUCCACCCAACCAACAGCUACAGCAACUAUAGAGUCGCUGUGGGGCCGGCGGGAAAGUAUCCUUCACUUCUGCAGAGCUCUUCAUGCUGUAAUGCUCAUUCAGGACGCAGCAGGUUGAGCUUCAUCUGUGCCGGAGUAAUCCUACAGGAAGUGUUUUCAGCAGGGAAGUGAAGGAGAAACCAGCUUUCAGAUGCAAACAGCUGAGAAGCCGCAGAAAUAGCUGUCAUUAUGAGCGCGAGAGGUAAACAUGCAGGCAGAUUUGCCACGCGCUACAGUGUGUAUGACGGCGUGUUUGUGUGUCGACAAGGUAUCCGUGCUGGAACGAUGAGAGUUGAAGCGGAGCGUCCAAUUAGAGCAGAAGACAGAUGAAAGUGCCACUCUGUUUCAGAAGAGGUAAACAAGCCUGACCCAACAAGUCCAGAGUGCUUUUUCAUUAAAGCAUCUCACACACACAUAUAUCUGUGUGUAUGCAUCCAUAUAUCUCCAGGUUAUCUCAGUCUUCUGUUAGGCUGGAUCAGAUGGGUCGGGCACUGUCUCUGUAUCUUAUCAUGAGCUGGAGGAAAAGGGGUUUGCAUGUUUUGUAGGUUUUUUUUAGGGUGUUCACAAUGACCGGGGAGCUUCAGUGGACCUUUUUACACUUGGUAAUAAUGUUACACCCAAGACCACCCUGACCCUACCCAUAAUUCCAUAUGACUGUCCUGCAUCUCUAAUGCGUCUCCUUGUUUAUAUUACUAUCGGUUUAUAAUAAUAUUAUAAUAAAAUAAUGAUAAUAAUAACAGUUAACCAACAAUAAUAAACCUAUUAUUAUUAUUAUUAUUACAAAUCCAUAGUCUUAUUAAGCUUAUUAAAUAAAUAAGUGAUUAUUUAAUAAUACAUUCAUAAUCAAUAAUACAUUUAUUAUUAUAAUUUAGGUUUAUUUUCUCUUUUUUAAUUGACUUUUGGAAAAAUUAUCUGAUUUGCCCCACAACUACGCCACUUUACAGCUAAUAAUAACUUAAUAAUAUUAAUAAUAAUAAAUCAUGAAGACUAUUCCCAGUAUUUUCAUUUAUUAAUUUAACCAAGCAAGUUUAUUAAAUAAAUAAUCAAUGUUUUAACUUUACAUUCUUUGUAUUAUUAUUUAAUAGGGGUGUAACGGUACACAAAAAUGAUGGUUCGGUACGUACCUCGGUUUUUAAGUCACGAUUCGGUAUGGGUUCGGUACAGCAGGGUGAGAAAACAAAGCAUUUUUUUCUCUUUUUUUUUAUUAAACAAUGUUUUACUGAACCAACUGUGUCUCUGUCUUUAAAUUAUGAUUAAAAUUUUCUUAAGGAUAAAAAAAUCUAUCUCUGCUAAUGUUGUAACUAUUAGAGAGCCCUUACUUGCACAUUACUUUAAUAAAGGUUACAAUUAACAACAGAGCCCAAAUUAUUAAAUUCAGUUGCUAUUUAUUUUUAGACAAUCAUCAACACUCAAAUAAUAAUAAAAAAUGUAUGUAUUGUAAACAUGUAAAUUACACAUAAGGCAGUUUAACUUGUGUUUCUCCAAUUCGUUGUUGAAAUAUAAUCAUUUACACAGUGGCUGUCAUAACUUGUUUUCAUGACGGAUUUAUUUUGGCUUUACAUUAACUAACAGGUUAAGUAAAAUAUAAUUAAUAUAUAGGCUAAUGUAGUGCAUAUAUUUAGUGAAACGGUUCGUUUCUCUAGCGAACUAACAAGCUGUUGACACUGAAUGGCUUUUCUGAGGUAAAUGUAAUAGCCUACUACGUGACAUAUUGUUUACAAACUGUUUUACUGACAUCUUUCCGCGGUUGAAACACUGAUUGAGCGAUUACACAAGAUAUGAUACGUUUCAGUAAGUUGUACUGUAUCUUUCAACAUACCUUCGUGGUCAUUCAUGUUGAUUCUGUAGUAGUGAAGAAGAGGAAGGGAUGAUCGCGUUCACUCGCGUUCCCCGCUGCCUUUGAACUGUCUCGCCACAUCAAAAAGCGUCAAAACGGCAUUUAUUGUUUGAAUUUCAUGAUAAAAUGGACAGAAUUUGAAAGAUGGCACUUUGUUUCUAAUCGAAAGUAACAAAACACAGAGCUUAUUGCAAUUAUUGGCGGUUAAUGCUGGUUUAAAGUGAUUAGGCUAAAAAGUAUUACUAUGCGCACGCCCCCUUUUGGAUUGGAGUGUGGAUCGCCUGUUACUGACUGUAUUCGUCAUGAACCGAACCGUGACGUCCGUACCAUGACGGUUCGGGAUGAAUACAUGUACCGUUACACCCCUAUUAUUUAAGUGUUUUCUUUUUUAAUGUCUGUUAUAUUUUAUUUAUUAUUUUUUUUAUUAUGCAUGCAAAUUAGGCAAACCAAAAUAUAUAUUUCAUUUGACUAUUCCAAAAAAAAGAUGAUUUGGGCCAGCAAUACACUACUAUAUUGCAGAUAAUACCCUAAAUAAUAAUAAUAACUGUAAUCAUUCCUAAUAUUGAUUGAUUGAUUCAUUCAUUCAUUCAUUCAUUCACUCAUUCAUCGAUUGAUUGAUUGAUUGAUUGUUUAUUUUUAUAAUUUCAGUUUUUCUUUUUUUUUAAUAUCUAUUCACCUGACCAUGAAUCACUCACUUGUUGAUCAAAAUUUGAUUUGAAAAUUCUAAUUUUACCGCAAAUAUGAUAUCUCGAAAAAUUCAGUUGAAUGCAUGUGGGCCACUUAAUUUUGUCAUUGUUUUGUGAUAUGCCAGGGAACAUUGAAUUAGCCAUUUUGGGUCUUGUGACAAACUGGAGAAGUUGCCAUGUAUUUUGGCAAAUGUUCAGCUUGGACGUUCCUUUCUUUUUUUCUUCUUUUUUUUAUACUGAAUAGUUCGCAUGACAGAUGAGGUGUUUUUUUUUUUGUUGUUGUCUGGAACCGUUGGGAUGCAUUAGUGUUUACAUCUCUGAUGUGGCCAAAUGCGUCCCUGAAACAUUGGAGCACAAAAUAUAUUGGACCCUGUUUACACUUCAAUACCAGGUGUAAAAUGGGCCAAUAUGAGGUUUGUUGUCUGUUUACACAUUAAAAAACACCUUGGCAUGAGCUCCCGCCACUUCGAAUGACAGCCACAAAACCCAUAUUUUUGUAAACAAGUGGAGCUACAGGUAUAAGCCAAACAAAAAAGCUUCAGGAAGAGGAUGUGGUCAUGAAUUUGGUUUCUAGAGAGAAAGACAAAGCACUUAAACUCCUUAAAAAAGUCUCUCCUAUGUCCUUUCAGUGGGAUGAGCAGGAGCUUUGUUCCUUAGGCUUUUUCUCUCUUUUCAAACAAGAAGACAAAGUUUCCCCUGAGUUAAGCACUCCACCACAAACAUCAGCCAUUAAAAUUCUGUCGACAUCAGCUUUUGACAAGAGCUCAAACCUUCUACGAUUUUUUCCCUCAAUCUUUCGUUCUCUGCUCUCAAUGGGUGCGUUCUUCAGGUGCUUCUAUCCAUUCAGAUGGAUUUAGAUGGAUGGAGUAUUGUAAAUCCCAGUUGGGUAUCAUCAUGACAACUGAUGUGUCUUUGAUACGCUGCGUGCCAACAGGCGUCUGUGAUUGUGUCAGGUCAUCAUUCUCCUAUUAUCUGUCAGGGGCAUUUACCUGAACGCCAUUCUAAAUAAUUCAGGCAUAUCAGCAUUCCUCCUUGAAUCUGUAACAGGCUUGUCCUCAGGGCAAAACAGCAGCAUGCUGUACUACUGAAAGGAGAAUGAUGACUUUAUGCCCCCCCCCCAAAAAUACUUAAUGAAUCUGAUAAAGGAUGGAAAGGGGAAAAGUGCAUAUUGAUAAGUAUCAGGCAGAACACAUGGGAUCUCAUGGGAAUGAUUGUGCUAUUGAAGAUAAAAGUGUUGUAAGAAGGGUCAGUGCGUGGGUUAGGAGGGCAUGUUAUGGUUGAGAGUAUGUGAGUUUCUUGAUCAGCAAAUGAUGACUGCCUAAAAAUCAUUGUAGAAGCUUCAUACACAUCUGAAACUAAGAUUUAUUAGAAGCAUUUCUCAAGUCUCUUAUGCUCACGAUUAAAAUGAAUUGUGAUUUAUUUCUGUGAUGCAAAACUAAAUUUUCAGCAUCAUUACUCCAGUCUUCAGUGUCACAUGAUCCUUCAGAAAUCAUUCUAAUAUACUGAUUUGGUGCUCAAGAAACAUUUCUUAUUUUAUCAAUUUCGAAAACAGUUGUGUUGCUUAAUGCUUUUGUGAUACGAAACUCUGAAAACACAUUAUUUUUCAUAUAUUUUACAUUUUUGCAGCACCUCUCUUCCCAGUCUGUCAGUAACGCUCUGUUUAGUUCCUGUCUCUAUGAAGCCCCUCCUUCCAAAGAGCGCGCUGUGCUCUGAUUGGUCGGCUGGACCAGUGUGUUGUGAUUGGUCAACUGCUUCGAACAUGUCAAUCCCCUUACCAUAACUGUGAAUUUCAACAAACUUCUAACGGAACUCAAUCAGGCAUCACCUCUUUUUUUGCGUAUGCUUUGGGCGGGAAUUCUUUAAAUAAGGAAUAUUGUGAUGUGUUCGUUCCUGGAAGAAAACUCAAGACUACAAUCGAGGCUUUUCAGAAAGUUCAGAAACAGUGUUUAACUGUGCUCAGUGUUUUUCAUGCUCAAACAGCAUCAUUACACACUAAAAAAAAGUUGAAAAUGUAAAAAAAAAAAAAAAAAAAAAAAAAAACAUAAUAGGUCCUCUUUAAUUUAUUGAAAAUACCAUAUUGUUCCGAAUAUAAGACAGUUUUUUUUUUUUUUUUUUUUUUUUUAGAAAUACAUCUGAAAAAACAGGUUUGUCUUAUAUUUAGGGUCUAGACUUUUACCUAAGGAAUAAUUGACGACGUGCCGUUGAAUUAUUAGAAAAUAAUGCACACCCGAGGUGAUAAUUACCAUUACACCUCGGGUGUGCAUUGUUUUCUAAUAAUUCAAUGGCUCGGAGUCAAUUAUUCCGCUUAUACUACGGAUAUCACACCUUAAGACACCGUUCAGUAGGACGCUACCCAGAUUUCAAAACUACAGUAAGAUUUCACUUCUACUGUUAAUAACAUUUUGAUUCAUUUUGGUUUUCACUAUGAGAUGGAUAGCCUAAUUGUUAUAAUUCAGAUGGGCUACCAGGGAUUUUUAUGGUAUGCCAGAAAGUGUUUAUUUUUUAAUUUGAUUGUUAGUACAUUUCUCCAGUAUUUACCAUAUUUACCAUUUUUGUAUUUACAAUACAAAAAUUAAAAUAUAAAAAUA